Peromyscus californicus insignis is the source of this 3331-nucleotide messenger RNA. RefSeq names its product coiled-coil domain containing 137 (gene Ccdc137). Bases 68 to 919 code for a protein of 283 amino acids. Lineage: Eukaryota; Metazoa; Chordata; Mammalia; Rodentia; Cricetidae. The record is from RefSeq and is a predicted model, not a curated record. The transcript is spliced from 6 exons.
AUGCUCAUAGGGCGGGGUCUUGCAAGAGGGCGGAAAUGGCUUCGUGCUGGGAGCUCCGGGAGUAAUAAUGGCAGGGUCUGGACGCGCAGCCGUGGCAACCGCACGGUCGGCGGGUCUUGGGGGUUCGCAGGGACAGCAGCGCUCGGCCUCACGGCCGGGACAGCGCAGCAAAGAAAAGAAGAAAGUGAAUUGCAAGCCCAAGAACCAAGAUGAGCAAGAAAUCCCUUUCCGACUCCGAGAGAUUAUGAGGAGUCGACAGGAGAUGAAAAAGCCGCUCAGUAACAAGAAGAGAAAGAAGGAGGCCCAGGUGGCUUUCAGGAAGACCUUGGAAAAGGAAGCAAAGGGAGAAGAGCCAGACAUCAUUGUCCCCAAGUUCAAGCAAAGGAAGGGAGAGUCUGAUGCGGCCUACAUCCAACGCAUGGAGCAGGAGGCCCAGCACGUGCUGUUCCUUAGCAAGAACCAGGCCACGUGGCAGCCAGAGGUGCAGGCAGCUCCCAAGAAGGAGAAGUCUGAACGGAAGAGAGCAUUUCAGAAGCGGCGACUUGAAAAAGCCCAGAAGAAAAAGGAGGCAAGAGCAGUGGAGAGACUGGAGCAGGAACUGCUAAAAGAUACUGUGAAGUUUGGAGAAGUUGUGCUACAGCCCCCAGAGCUGACAGUCCAGCCUAGAAGGAGCAUAAGCAGAGAUGCGGUACAUGAGGACCAACCUGGCAAGAAAUCGCUAAUGCUGAAGAUGCUUUUGGGCCCUGGUGGUGUGUCCCUGACUCCAGCCACCUCACUGGCCCGCCAGCGGAUCCUGGGGGAAGAGCGGGAACGUGCUGUGCAGGCUUACAGAGCCCUGAAGAAGCUGCAGCGACAGGAAGUGACGCCUGCACGGCCACCUGGCAGCUCUUCUCAGAGGAAGCUCCAAACUUGUCUGUGAUUUAGAGACCCAGGGGUCCAAUCCCUGGAAACUGGCCUGGGAACUGCUAGACCUGGAAAGGGAAAGACAGCAGAUGCUUUUCUCUGAGCAUAAGCUUUCAGUAUGGGGAUGGGAUGGGUGCUUUCCUUUCCCCUUCCCCUUUUAAGAUCAUCCUUUUCAGAGUGACCACCCAUGAAUCCCAUCUCAUACAGGGCACGUUUCCCCAACACUUGCCCGAGACACAGAUGGGAGAGCUGGUGUUUUCCCUGAGCCUAGCUUCAUUCUGAAACAAGAAUCGGGGAAGACGAGCCAGGACCACUGUAGAAAGGACUCAGUUCCUUAAUCCAGCCGAUUACUGAAGCUGCUGCUGAAGGUCAGCCUUGUGUCUUAAGAGGCUCCCCCGGGUUCAGUGCAAUGCAAGGCAGGGACGGGGCAAAGCAGGUUAACAGGACAGCGGAAGGGCAGGUGUAUCAGCCAGGCGCCUGGCAGUCAGCACCUUAUUUGCCUGCAGGGGUCUGUAUAAGAGGCCAGAGCCCCAGUCUAGGUUUGGUUUGGAUAGAGAUGGGGUGUCAGUACUGGCUGAGCACCGUGAGGUAUACACAUAGUCAGGUUCCAGUGGUAGGAAGGGCAGAGUAGUUACACCAAGAAAGUAGGAACAGGGGCUGGAGAGAUGGCUCAGAGGUUAAGAGCACCGACUGCUAUUCCAGAGGUCCUGAGUUCAAUUCCCAGCACCCACAUGGUGGCUCACAACCAUCUGUAAUGAGAUCUGGCACCCUCUUCUGUAUACAUAAUAAAUAAAUAAAUCUUUUAAAAAAAAAAAAAAAAAAAGAAAGUAGGAACAGGUCCAUGUCCUGCAUAACAGUCCUCUGGGAAAUAGGGCAGGCCUUCUGAGAGGACCAGGGUUGGAAUCUGGUUGAGCAUGUCUCCCAUAGUACCAAAAGAGGGAGUACCUGAUACUAAACUCACCCAAACCUCAGGAGUGUGGUACCACCCAAUAAUCCUGGCACCUAGGAGGUAGAGGUGGAAGAAUUGGGAGUUCAAAGCCAGUCUUGACUACAUGAGACAGUAUUUAAAAAAAAAAAAAACCCAGCAACAAUAAAAAACACAUGUAGACAUCAGAAGAGCUAGGCUUGGGCCCUGCUGGGGAAGCAUAGUCUUAUUUGCUGUCUCUGAAGUCUGGACCGUUGCUCUCUGACACACUCACUUAGUCCCAGUCAGUGCAGGUCAGUGUGACUGGGGACGAGUGCUUAGACACACACCCAACAGUAGCAUUGGCCGCUUGAUUUCCCACUAAGCAUCAGGACUAGAGCCAGGGCCCAGAGCCACUGUUACUAGAGCUGCAGGCUUUUCUGUUCUUUUCAGAAGCAGCGUAAUCAUCCACUUAAAGCACAACCUGCCAGUUCUGUGAACUGCAGUAAAGAACUCUGGGUAACUCUCUCUUACCCAUAUGUACUUUAGGUAUGUCUUUAAAGAAGCCCACACGUAUGCUUUCAGGUAUUUUUUAAUUUUUUUGUUUUUCAAGACAGGGUUUCUCUGUGUAGUUUUGGUGCCUGUCCUGGAUCUCACUCUGUAGACCGGGCUGGCCUCGAACUCACAGAGAUCCGCCUGGCUCUGCCUCCCGAGUGCUGGAAUUAAGGCAUGUGCGACCACCGCCUGGUGGUAUUAUUUUUAAAAAAAGAUUCAUUUAUCACAUAUACAGUGUUCUGCAUGCAGGAAUGCCUGCAUGCCAGAAGAGGGCACCCAAUCUCAUUAUAGAUGGUUGUGAGCCACUAUGUGGUUGCUGGGAAUUGAACUUGCAAGAGCAGGCAAGUUUAAACCCCUGAGCCAUUUCUCCAGCCCCUCAGGUAUUAUCUUUUGAGUGCUUUUCUUUGUCAGAAUACCUUUAUUAAAUCUUUGGUUUAAAAACUCUGCUUUAUUACAAAAGGAUUGUUUACCUGUGCUUAAGCCUUCUCAAAUGGGUCUUGGACCUAAUGAUGGUAUGGAACCACCUGUCUAGUAUGGCCUUCCCAUUCUUCUCACUUCUGGUGUGGAAGACCAUAAGGCAGCUCUUGCUCCUGGCCUACUCCAAGGUCAGGCCUGGUCUUUGCUACCAUUUUGGACUCCUGACUUUCAGAGCAGCACUCUUUAAAUAUUAACAGGUAGGCUGGGGCAUCACCACUGUUGCCUCAGUACUGACUAGGUACUGAUGUAUAAAGGGUAGAAUACCUCUGGGGUUCCCUAGACCUCCCCACUUUGUGUCUGGCACUUAAAGAUGAUCAGACUGAUGCGUGGGUCAACCAUUAAGUAUUCUCUAUCAAGCUGAAGUGACUAAGAUGACGAGUCCUAGCACAAUGGACCCAGUCCCUGUGCCAUCUGUAUCUCUUACUGCUCACCUGUGGGAACUCAUACCCCUGUACAUGUCUUUGAGCAAUAAAAGUUCACUGAACAAAUGAA